AUGACCGCCCCUCGAGCCUAUUCCGAGCAGGCCAUUCGCGACCUCGCCGUGCCACCUGCUCCCAACACCCCUCAGGGUGUCCCCGUCCCCGGUACCGAGACGGAAAAUCGUACUGCCAUCUACAGAAACUUCCGCUUCCGCGAUGGCCUUCUGACCACCUUCGACCCUGCGGUCCAGAGCACCUACGACCUCUUCGAGCAGGCUGCCAAGAAGUUCACCAACUCAAAGUGUCUUGGUACCCGGCCCUGGAACGCCCAGACCAAGACGUGGGAGAACAAAUAUGUCUGGCAAACCUAUGGCGAGGUCUCGAAGCGGUACAAGGCCCUCGGCGCUGGUCUCGUCGAGGUCCACAAGCAGGCCGGUAUCACCGCAGAAAAGUGCGGUGUUGGUCUGUGGGCCCAGAACCGCGCCGAAUGGCAAAUCGCUGAUCUCGCUAUUGUCUCGCAAUCUCUAUUCACGGUUUCGCUCUACGAGACCCUCGGACCCGAUACUACCGAGUACAUCGUGAACCACGCCGAGCUUGCUUCCGUAUUCUGUUCCUGCCUCACGUCCCUACUCUCCUCAAACUCGCCCCCGUCUCCCUACGCUCAAGGCCAUCAUCUGCCUCGACCCCUGGAUGCCGGUGAGGAAUCUGGCUACACCAAGCUCGAGGUACUGAACGCCAUUGCUGCCCAGAAUGGCAUCAAGAUCUACUCCAUGGCCCAGGUUGAGGCUAUCGGCGUUAGCUCCGGGCGUCAGCCCGUGCCUCCUCGCCGCGAGGACAUCACCACCAUCAACUACACCUCCGGUACCACCGGCAUGCCCAAGGGUGUCGUUCUCACCCACGGCUCUGCGGUCGCCGCUAUCACCAGCGCUCGAUCCGGAGGAACCGUCGGUUACAACGAUGUCCACAUUUCAUACCUCCCCUCGCCCACAUCUACGGCAGAUUGGUCGAUAUGA
Molecule: messenger RNA, 939 nt
Organism: Parascedosporium putredinis
Lineage: Eukaryota; Fungi; Ascomycota; Sordariomycetes; Microascales; Microascaceae
Source: the annotation of a GenBank genome assembly